Messenger RNA from Seminavis robusta, 2434 nucleotides. Lineage: Eukaryota; Bacillariophyta; Bacillariophyceae; Naviculales; Naviculaceae. The record is from the annotation of a GenBank genome assembly.
UACACCCCCAAAUUCUGUCCCCCAUUAGUUAGAACGGAGUUCGCUUCAGGCAAAAAAUGAGGCAACCUCCAACCUCCAAGAAAGAUCCGAGUUGAAUUUCAAUUGAAACCUUUGAAGCAAGCUACUAUGGACCACACUUAGCUAGAAAGAGCUAGUAAUCCUCGGUUUCUCCCCUCUAUCAAGAUUGAUGGAUAGAUGCUCUUUGUUUUUAGAGUUGUUCAAAAGUAUUAUCCAAGAAGAUGAUAUCCACUCGACACUGUCGAACCUUGACCUCUAGAAUCUUGCGAGUGUCCCACCGAACCUAUCACGAGCUUUCGUUCCUGCAAACGGGGGAUCCCAGUGAGGUUCUUCAGCAUUACUCCAGUGAAAACCAAACGCACCAGGAAGAGCCAGACCAAAAGGAAGGAGACUUUGUACGGGUCCACAUGCUGGCAGCACCGUGGAAUCCCGCUGACAUGAAUGUAAUUCAAGGAAAGUACCCUUCACCCGUCAAGAAUCCACCUGCGCAGCCACCCAGUUGGCAAGGUCCAGGGUGGCGUGUGGCAGGAUCCGAAGGAUGGGGUCGUGUCAUGGAAAGCAGCACAAACUGCAACAUUGAUCCAGGAACGCUGGUAACCUUGGGCCAAUCUGGAAUGGGAACCUUCCGGUCCUCUCUUUGGCUUCCCACGCAAGCUGUGAUCCCUGUGGACCGAGGAGAAGAACUCGAAGACACGCUGGGAUCUGCCAUGGCAUCUUCCAUUUUUCAAUUGGGAGGGACAGCUCUUCGAAUGCUGCAAGAUUUUGAAAGUCUCGGUGGUCACUCGGGAGUGGUGGUUCAAAAUGCUGGAAACUCAGCCGUGGGAUGGAUGGUCAGUCAGUUGGCGGCAACUCAAAAUGUCAAAGUCGUUAGUUUGGUGCGACGGGGUUCCAAAACAGAAGACGAAUAUAACGAAAUGGUGGACGCUUUGACGCAGCAAUCUACCAAUACCACUCGUGUCAUUGCGCAAGACGAUUUGCUCAAUGAUAAAGGGGCUCUCAAGGCAUUGCAAGCAGAGCUGGGAACGCAAGCGCCCCGUUUAGCUAUAAAUGCUACAGGUGGCGACAGUGCCACCUUGUUGCUCAAGUUGUUAGCCCCAGGAGGGACCAUGGUAACCUACGGUGGCUUAUCCAUGCAACCAGUCACAGUGGCAACACCAAUGCUCAUUUUUAAAGAUGUCAAGGUGAGAGGUUAUUGGCACAGUCGAUGGAUGCUGCAAUCAUUUCCCCAGCAACGAAAGAAAAUGGUGGAUGAGUUGGCAGGUCUUGUACUGGAUAAGGGAGUACAAUGCCCACCCAUUGAGAUCUUCUCUCUUGACAGAUUCCAGGAUGCCUUCCAGUUUGAAACAGAACAAUCCGCACAAGCCGUGAGGAGAAAGGUUGUGUUUGAUUGCCAAGAAGAAGCGCAGUGAACCUGCCAUAUGGGCUGAGUCGAGUCGAGUCGAGUCGAGUCUGCCAUGUUGGAGACCUACAAAACUACUUCUACCGUAUUGGCCCUGCCCUCAAGCUGACUUAAAUAAAUUGGCGCGCACACAUACAGUUUCCUGUGCCCUUGGACUAGAAUUGAUUUCUGCCACCUCCAUAUCAUGGGUUUGGUCUCGUUGAACGCGUCAACUUGCCACAAGUCUACAAGUGCUGCAACAAGGGGUCUAGUAUCACUUGGUACUAGAAAUGAACUUAGAGGUAACGCACCGAACUCAAUAGUUCCAAACUACUGAAGCGUCAUAGUUGGCGUUUCAAAGGCUUGCCUUCGCUUCUGGUUUAUAGAACAAGCAGGAAGCUGCAUCAAAUGUAUUCUUUGGAGGCAUGCUCAACUCUUUGCUGUAUUCCACCGCAGGCUGAUCGUUCCUUUCGAAAACACAGAUAUGCAUUUCGCAAUGGACCGAAUGCAGCAAAGGUUGAAUGGUUGGAAAGCACAUUUCGUCCUGGAAUCUAGGGUCUCCACAGAAGUGAAGAUCUUUCAUGACCUGUCCGUGGAAAAACAAGGCACAGUUAGUCUCACGUUGGAUACUGAACGACGUUAUUGUAAGCAUCGACACAGUGGAAGCAAUCUCACCUGUGGUAGAACGUGAGUUCUAAAAUUAUUAGCCUCUGCAAUGGGCUGAAUAUCCUCCACAAUCAGCACGCCACCGGGUUCAAUGCGUGGGAACCAAAAGAACAGACUUGUUGCCAUGUGCUGUGCCAAAUGAGCUCCAUCAUCAAUCACCACCUUUAGCGGUGGAGCAUCGGGUCGUUUCAUUUGCGUAGUCCAAAUAUUGUGAAGAAAGUCAUAGUCACUGGCGUCUCCACAAUGCAACUGCUUGGUAUCCAAAUAGUGCUGAUAGUUUGGAUUCUUGGACGCAAAGUUCCCCCAUGGCCAUUUUCCCUCUGCCCUGGGACCAGGUUCGAUACAGGCAAUCUCCAUACUGUGUGUUUCAGC